AGUGUAACAUGAUAAACUUUUUAUAAAGAGUCUGUCUAAUAAAUGAAAACAAACAACUGUCAAAAGUUGAGAGACAUGUGUUUCUAUUUUAUAAUUUACUUGUACAAGGAUUUUAAAAUAACGCAAUGAGUGACGACGAAGAGCUAUUUAAUCCCAAAGCACACAAGAAACUAUUGCAAGGCAUCAGCAGCCUAGGCAAAGCUCAACAUAUUAGGAAAACAACACGUAAUGAACCUAUACGACAGCAGGAUGAGUUUCAGUUGGUUAAGCCAGGAGACGAAUCAGCUGCACGUUAUCCCGUUGGCUUGCAUGAUAUUGUAAAAGUAUUGCAAACAACUAAGAAACAUAUAGAAGCGGGAAAACAACUAAAAGUUGUACAGUCUUCGAAAAGAGUUCUGGAUAAGCCACUAGAAAAGCCACAAGCAGAUCGUCUUAAGCGUGGACUAGGCUAUGAUACAACUAAGAAAAAUUUGGGACGAUGGGAUGCCGUUGUGUCUCAAAAUCGUAAUGCAGAAACUCAAGUUUUUCCUCUACGAUCCGAAACUAUUUAUGUCGACACGUCUUUAUACCGUAAACCCUUGGAACGAUCGCUUAAAUCUGAGUUAGCUCUCGAGUUGGAAGCAGAAAAAGCGCGUUUAAAAGCCGCUAAGCGAGAAUUAGCAGGUGAAACAGAGAAUGUGGAGGAAUUAGCCAAAAAGGAAGAAGAGUUAUUGAAGAAAAAGUUUACCCGAGACGAGCUUAUUGCUCGACGUAAAGAGUUAGCAUACUUAAAAAUCAGACAGUCCCAAAAGUCAGUAAAAGCACGCAAGCAAAACAAAAUCAAAUCGAAAAAGUAUCACAAAUUGCUUAAAAAACAAAAAAUGCAAGAGCAAAUCAAACAAUUUGAGAUUCUCCAAAAAACCAACCCUGAGGCAGCUUUGGAAAAAUUGAAUGAGUUAGAAAAGAACAGAGUUCUGGAAAGAGCUAGUUUGCGUCAUAAGAACACUGGUACAUGGGCUAAGAAUUUGCAAAUACGUGCAAAAUAUGAUAAGGAUGUAAGGAAGGAUCUGUCUGAACAAUUGCAAAUUAGUCGUCAAUUAACACAAAAAACAAUCGAUAGCGAUGAUGAGAAUGAUGAUUACAAUGCUACAAAGGCUUCGCGAAUCGGUAUGGAAAAAGAGUUGAAUGAAUCUGAUCCAUUCAAUCCAUGGACGCGUAUAGCAAGCAUUCAAACAGACUGCUUAACUAAUGAAGGUAAAGGUGAAGGUGGAAAUUGGAGAAAAUAUUGGCUGGACCGAAACGAAAAUGAAAAAAUGCUGGAUGAAUACAAAAAGCUUUUAGUUGAAAAAGAUAUGUCUGAUGAUGAACAACAAGGAAAUAAAGAAAAAAUAGGAACUAAACAGAAACCGAAAAAAGGUGACCAAAUGAGUAAACAUGUUAAAAAAACUAAGAAAAGAACUACAGUUGUCGAAAAAGAAAUUAAAAGUAGUGGGGCUGGUCAAUGGUUAGUUAAAGAGACGAAAAGCGAAGGUGGUAACAAUAUUGACGAUAUUUUUAAUAAGCAAGAGGACAAAAUUAAACAAAGAAUAACUAAAAAAAUUAAAGAACUAUCGAAAAAGGCUAAGCUUUUAAAAAAGAAUCAGUUGAAAAAUACAAAACAGAAAAAACGUACGCAAAAGAAUGAUCUGAAGAAUUUAAAAGAUUUAUCCUUUAAAAAAGUUGUGAAACGACCAAUAAUAGACGAAGAACUUGGUAUUGAAGAAGUCAGUAAAAGCAACGUUGAAAUUAAUUUGGAAAAAGUGAAAAAGGAUGAAGACAAUGGUAAAAAAUCCAAUUCUGUAGCGAUUAAACCAUCAACAACUGAAGUAAAACCUUCUACAAUCAUUGAUCCAAACAAAUUGGCUGAUGUGAAACUUAAACAACAUGUAAAUAAUUUCAUUGGUUUAAAUGAAUCUCUUAGUGCUGCAGACGAUGACGUUGACAUGAGUGGCGAUGAAGACAAUGAUAAGGUUUACUUAGAUCAACAAAUGACAAUCAGUCAAGCAUUUGAAGACGAUGAUAUUAUUGCCGACUUUAUGCGCGACAAAGCUAAAGACUCGGAAGUAAAAGACGCCGAGAUCGAUUUAUUUAUGCCUGGUUGGGGUUCAUGGGCUGGCUUUGGUAUUUCUGCUGAGCGCCAGGCUGCUAUUAAAAACAAACGUCUAGUUCUAAAGUUAGCUGAACAGGAAAAGCGUCGUGAUGAUAAUAAAGGUGGCCUAUAUAUCAACGAAACAGCGAGUAAACAAUUACGAUCUCAUCUUGUUUCUGAGGUACCAUUUCCAUUUACCUCUGUAGCUGAUUAUGAGGGCAGUAUUCGCGCAACUAUUGGGCGAAAUUGUGUUCCGGAAACUGCCUUUCGUAUGCUAACUCGACCAGCAGUCAUAACACAUAAAGGUCAAGUAAUUGCACCCAUGGAUCAAAGCGAAAUAACAAAACCGCAGCGCAGGUUAAGACAUGUAGUUGAUAGAAGGAUAGCGAGAAUGAAUGAGAAUGCUCCAUCGAAAUAGGUUAAAACUAAAUAAAAUUUGAAAUAUUAGAAUUAAUUUUUUUUUGAGAAAUUCAUAUGUAUCUACAAGUUUACAUGAUUUUACAGUUUUUAAGUGCUGUUUCGUUAUUUUGGCUAUACAGAUUAACUGAUGGUAAGUGAAAAAUAUUCGUUUGUUAAAAUAAUUGGCAUACAAAUAAAAUAUAAUAUGGGAAAGAAGCUGAAUGGGUUUAAUGGCAAUCAAUUUAUUGGUGCAGGGAGUGCAUUCAUCUCAAUCGUAAACAUGUGUAAAGAAAUUUUUUUUUAUAUAUUUUAUAAUAUUUCUUAUUUUUGCAAUAACUAUCUGCCACCUCAACAAAGUUCCAUAAAUUUAUUUGCGACAUUCUUUUACAACUACUGUAAAUAGUAAAAAUUCUACAAAAUAUCACUUACACACAGGUAGUCAGGACAUUUAAUUAGUCAUUUAAUGUAUAUAUCUUAUACCUAAUAAAAACGUAUUUAUCUAUUUGAA
Molecule: messenger RNA, 3014 nt
Organism: Bactrocera oleae (olive fruit fly)
Lineage: Eukaryota; Metazoa; Arthropoda; Insecta; Diptera; Tephritidae
Product: U3 small nucleolar RNA-associated protein 14 homolog A
Biological process (GO): rRNA processing
Cellular component (GO): nucleolus; small-subunit processome
Source: RefSeq, a predicted model, not a curated record